UUAUUAUUUUAUAUAUUUAUAAAAAUAUAAAUAUUUUAUUAUAUAGCACUAAGUGUUCCAGCUGAUGCUGGUAAUGUUUCAUCAAUAAAAGAUGCUUUUAAUACAAUUCGAACAAAACUUGGAAAUGAUAUAGAAGUAUUACUUUUCAAUGCUGGUGGAAUGAUUUAUAAAAGUAUUUUGGAAUUGAAACCAGAAGAAGUACAAAAUAUAGUAAAUGUUAGUGUUAUUGGUGCUUUAGCAGCAAGCCAAGAAGUUAUCCCAGGAAUGCUUAAAAAUGGAAAAGGUACAAUAUUAUUGACUGGUGCUACUGCUAGUCUUCGUGGUUCAGCUAAAUUUGGUGGUUUCGCUAUAUCAAAAUUUGGUUUACGUGCAUUAGGUCAAUCAAUGGCACGUGAAUUAGGUCCACAAGGUAUUCAUAUUGCUCAUGUCAUCGUUGAUGGACCAAUUAAUACACCUACACAACUGAAAAAGCAACCUGAGAAAGAUGUUGAUUCAUUUAUUCAUAGUGAUGCAAUCGCUGAAACAUACUGGCAUUUACAUUCCCAACCUCGUUCAACAUGGACACAAGAAGUUGAUCUUCGUCCUUAUAAUGAAAAAUUUUAA
Messenger RNA from Adineta steineri, 603 nucleotides. The record is from the annotation of a GenBank genome assembly. NCBI's taxonomy places the organism in Eukaryota, Metazoa, Rotifera, Eurotatoria, Adinetida, Adinetidae.